AUGUCUUCGCUAACAGAAAAGGACAGACCAAUUGUUCAGCUGUUACUGAACACUGGCACUUGCCCACGAUGUAUUUUGAGGUUCUGCUGCGUGGGAUCACAGACACUUUAUAGACAUCCAUACAAGGAUUUGAUGAAGGAUUUAAAAGAAUUUCUGAAAAAUAAUCAAGAAAAAGAAGAUACAGUUUGUUUUGACGUAGCUGAUCCACCUUGCAAGAGAAUCAGACUUGAACACGCAGUAGAAGGGCCUGAUGAUCUGAACCACAAUGGAGCCCUCCAGCAGAUUCCUUUGGUUAACAAUGAAAAUACUGCAGUGGAAGACUCAGCUGUGAAGGUUUGCAAUGUCUGUUUGGGAAUUCUUCAGGAGUUCAGCGAGGCUGACUUUGUUAAAAAGAUGUGCCAAAAGGUUAAGUCUGCUGACUACCAGUUCACUAGUUUUGUAUUUUCUGUGUCGCUGCCCCCACAGCUAUCUGUUAGGGAGCGUGCUGCUUGGCUGCUGGUAAAACAGGAAAUGGGAAAUCUGGGCCUUUCCUUGGCAAAGGAUGACAUUGUUCAGCUGAAAGAAGCUUAUAAGUGGAUUAUUCAUCCCCGAUUGUCAGAAGAGUUGGGUGUUCCUGUUGAUGGAAAGAGUUUGUUUGAAGUUAGCGUGGUCUUUGCUCACCCAGAAACAGACAAGGAGUGCCAUUUCCUAGCCACAGCCUGUCCAGACUGUUUCAAACCAGCAAAGAACAAACAGUCUGUUUUCACUAGAAUGGCAGUUAUAAAAGCCCUAGAGAAGAUAACAGAAGAGGAUUUUCUCAAGCAUUUUCCAUGUCCCCCAAGUUCACCAAAGAACCUCUGUGUUGCUCUGGAAAUUCAGUGCAAUAAUGGUGCUGUUUUUGUGGCUGGAAGGUACAACAAAUAUUCAAGGAAUUUACCUCAGACUCCCUGGAUUAUUGAUGGGGAGCGGAAGCUGGAAUCUUCAGUGGAAGAACUGAUUUCAGAGCAUCUAAUGUCAGCAUUCAAAGCAGAUAGCUUUAAUUUUUCUUCCUCUGGAAGAGAAGAUGUGGAUGUAAGAACACUAGGCAAUGGAAGGCCCUUUGCAAUUGAGCUUGUGAAUCCUCGUAGAAUACGUUUUACUGCUGAGGAAAUGAAGGGACUUCAGCAGACAAUUAAUAAUUCUUCAGACAAAAUAAAGGUUCGAGAUUUACAGCUUGUCACCAGAGAGGCAAUUGGUCGUAUGAAGGAAGGUGAAGAGGAAAAGACAAAGACCUAUAGUGCCUUAAUAUGGACGGACAAAGCAAUACAGAAAGAAGAUAUUGCAUUUCUAGAUGAUAUCAAGGAAUUGAAACUUGACCAGAAGACACCUCUCCGGGUUCUUCACAGAAGGCCUCUAGCUGUAAGAUGUCGGAUCAUUCAUACCAUGAAAUCUGAGUACAUAGACGAGCAUCAUUUUCGCCUGCAUCUGAAGACUCAAGCAGGAACCUACAUUAAAGAAUUUGUGCAUGGAGACUUUGGAAGAACAAAGCCCAACAUUGGCUCCCUGCUGAACAGAACUGCCGACAUUCUGGAGCUGGAUGUAGAAUCUGUUGACGUUGACUGGCCUCCAACCCUGGAUAAUUAA
Molecule: messenger RNA, 1602 nt
Organism: Leptosomus discolor (cuckoo roller)
Lineage: Eukaryota; Metazoa; Chordata; Aves; Leptosomiformes; Leptosomidae
Gene: PUS10
Product: pseudouridine synthase 10
Biological process (GO): tRNA pseudouridine synthesis
Molecular function (GO): pseudouridine synthase activity; RNA binding
Source: RefSeq, a predicted model, not a curated record